CACAGUGUGUUGUUCCAACAAACCCUGUAAACAAACAAAACAAUGGUCGACGAGAUUUAGGAAGUUAUCAAAACGGCAAAUACCAGACUAUCCAGUGGAAAAUCAAAAAUGAACUGGGACGAGUAUAUUGAAAGAGUGUGGAUUUUGUUUGGAAAUGGAAAAUCAUAUCUACAUCAUGAUCUAAAGACAAAAACAGCCAUGGAAAAUAUUGCGAUUAUCAUAGUUCUUCUAUGUGGUAAAGGCAUCACACAUUUCCGUAAAGGAGCUGGACAUGCUGGUCUGCCUCCUAUGAUAACGUCAGAGUUUGAAACGGAAUAUUUCUUUCCCGCAGCCCAUUCCACUUCAUUAACUCUCCAAUGUCAGGCGGAAAACGGAAAUAUCACGUAUGAAUGGUAUAAAAAUUUUAUGAAACUUGAAGACAACCAGCGAGUCACCUAUGACUGGGAUACAGGUGAAAUUAUCUUCACAAAUCUCUCGAAUGAAGAUUUCGGAAUGUAUUAUUGUCUGGCAAAAAAUGAGUUUGGGGCUUCCAUUUCUGCAUUUUUCAACAUAUCGGAAACAAGAAUUGAUUCAUUUCCAAUUUUUAAAGAAAGAGACCACACAUGUCAAGAGUUUCAUUACUGCAAACUUUCAUGUUCUGACAAACCCUUCUGUGUACCAAAAAAUAAUUGUCGAAUAGAAUGGAAAAUUGGAUCUGGAACUUCAAAUAAUGUGGAUAUAAAAGAAAACAUGGAGUUAGAUAGAGAGGGAAACCUUCAUUUUCUAAACAUCAACCAAUCUUACGGAGCAAAGAAUUAUUACUGUGGCGUGUGGAAUGAAAAUGAACGAAUAUUCCGGAAAGGCAACUUAUUGAACCUCGAUGUAAAGGAUUCUGCUGACAGUUUUGUUCCUCCUCGUGCUGUUUAUCAAAGUGGUUAUAAAGCUUUUGUUGGAGAGAAUGCCACCCUGCAGUGUAUUUUUUCUGGAAAUCCUGUUCCGAAAGUAACAUGGCAGUACCAAGAAUGGAUCUCAAAUUGUCGAGAAUCAUAAAUAUAGCAUACGUAAGAGUGGAAGAGAGCUUCAGUUAAGGAAUACAACAUUCAAAGAUGAUGGAGUUUAUAAAUGUGUCUCUAAUGGCAUCAU
Messenger RNA from Saccostrea echinata, 1122 nucleotides. RefSeq names its product neural cell adhesion molecule L1-like. The transcript has 8 exons. NCBI's taxonomy places the organism in Eukaryota, Metazoa, Mollusca, Bivalvia, Ostreida, Ostreidae. The record is from RefSeq and is a predicted model, not a curated record. Bases 109 to 1029 code for a protein of 306 amino acids.